UCAAGCAAGUUCUCAGGUUCGACAAGUUGCAAGUUGAGUUAAGUUAAAGCUAAAAGGAAUACGUAGACUAUGCUUAUAUUUAAUAUUAGCACGAACAAUAAUGAUAAAUCCUAUAUGAUGCGGUUAUGUAUACAUUGAACUAAAUUUGUUAUUUAUUUGUAAAGGAUUUGAUUUUUGAUUAAAAAUGGAAGUAACUAGUGGUGCAGAGGAAGGAUUUAUUCGCGAGUGGACCCCGUGUUCCCAUAUUUUGAACCUGAUUCCUCCUAGAAUUCAAACAGGAAUAUUUUCUACUGAAUUGUCUUUAACAUGUGUUGACGCGGUUAGUGAAUAUAUAGCUCUUGGUACGAAUGUUGGCUUGGUCUACUGGUAUGAUAGGAAAAAAGGAAACAUUCAAAGAUUACGAUGCGAGGCGUCUACAUCCCCCAUAACAUAUGUGAAGAUAGUAAGCACGGUUGACUACAUGGUGGGUGCGGGUAACGCUGCUGGUCAGGUCACCGUCUUCCAGAUUCCUAAAGAGCAUCCAGAGAACAUUCCCGACACACUCAAACCAAAGGUUGAGCCAAAGGUGGAGAGGUACACUAUUGGUGAUCUACACAAGAGUAAGAUAACAUCUAUAGAGUGGUCUAAGAACGGCAUGCGGCUGUUCUCCGGAGACAAGAGUGGUGUGAUAAUUAUGACGGAGAUUGACUUUUAUAUGCAUUUGUGCAAGUCAAUGGAGAUAGUGAACGAGGAGUACGAGAUAGUACAGAUGAGCUACCAUCAGAACACGCUGCUGGUGUCCAGUCUGUACCGCACUAUACUCUGCGAGCGCCGCGACGCGCGCUGGCACGUCAGCCAGCUCGGCAAGAAAGAGAGGAAGAGUCUGUGCCGGCUGGGCGCGGUGUUCCAGCACUCGUACGCGCGGGGCGGGGGCGCGGCCGCGUACUGCGCGCGCGCAGGUCUGCGGCUGUGGCGGGCUGACGCGCAGGGCAACGUGCUACAUACUCUACUAUUCAAGGAGGCGAUAUCCAACCCGCUGACUGUGGCGGAGCUACUGAACCCGGCACAGAAGAAGGCGGGCGCGGGGGGUGCUGUGAGUGUGGUGGGUGCGGGGGGUGCAGGGGGCGAGUGCGAGGCGAGUCUGGGCCCUCUUCAUGUAUUCCGGGAGCACUUCCUGGUGGCGCACGACGAUCGGUUGCUGUAUGUGCUGGACCCGCGCUCGCUCACCGCCGUCGCAGUGGUCGACGACCUCAGGCGGAUAUUGUCCGUGUCAGUGAACAAGGACGAGAUAUUCGUGCUGGAAGGGCCGCGCUCGCUGGUGCGCCUCGCGCAUGCGCCCGAGCCAGCGACACUCGCACGCGCACAAGAAGAAACAUCAAAUCUGAUGACUCGAUCGUUGACUACGUCAAUCCAGCAGGCUGUGAACACGGUGCGCGAGCUGACUCAGCUGGACAGCACCGCGCCGUACAUCACCAGUGUUCUCGAGCAGCCCAUUUCCUUGCUGACAGGAAACGAGACCAUCGACAGUGGGACCGUGGCUAACGCGGAGGAGUGCUUCGAGUUACCUCCAAUAAAGAACCUGCCCACUGACAUAUCUGAUAACGUCCUAGAAUCUAUUGUCAACGAAUUUAAAGACGUAUCCAAUGAUGCGGAGGAAAUUAGGAAAGUGAAAUCUGAAGAAUUGCAGAAGAAAUUGAGUAUUUAUAAUAGAAUAAUGGAGAAGAAAUGCGAUGAGGAGUUAAUACAUAGUAGCAAGAGGAGUCGUCGAAGGGAGACGGGGUCAGGCGCGAGUACGCCGCGGCUCAGUACUCCUGUGCGCAAACCUUCCGCCGUCAGUUACACCAGCCCCUGUCUUAUGAACGUCAGUAUGUACAGUAAUGAUAAACAAAAUGAUGAUUUACUAGAAAAAGAGAUUGAAGAAAAAGAGAAAAUACUAGCUAAAUUAUUGAAUCUAGAAUCGUUUAGUAUAACGAGUCAUAUAACUAAGUCAACUAAUGGAACAAAAGAAGCGCCUGAAGAAAUCGAAUAUUUUAAACCAUACGAAGAAAAAAUUGUGCAAACAAAAAAACACGAAGAGAAACCAAUCAAGAAAGCUAUACAAGCAAAAUUGGAACCUAAUGUGAUAGAUUUAGUGCCUAAAGUCGUGCAGUUGCCUAACAAUUGGAACUUGGAAAAUAUCGAACUGCGUUUGGAUUUGAAGAACGGUGUCAAAGAUGUCAUCUCACCAGACGAACAUCUGGACAGCGAGUGGGAGGUCAUCUGAUCAAUUUGCACGUAUUUCGGUAAGUUUACAUUAAGUAUGCGUAAUCAUGAACAACGCGGUGAAGAAAGUUAAUUAUUAGAAAUAAUAUUUAUUUGAAAAAGUCUAGCUUAUAUUUUUAUUAUCAAAUAUAAUAUGAAAAUAGAAAUAACAAGCGCCACUAGCUCAGUGGUGAGCACUAUGAAGUAAAUGUAAGGUCGUAGGUUCCUAGCACAAGCGUUAUUAACUAAAAAUGGGAACAUUGUUAGAAAUUCAUUUACAAAACAUCUUAAUGACUUCGUAAAUUACGAGAUUGUCAUAUAAAAUAU
Messenger RNA from Papilio machaon (common yellow swallowtail), 2547 nucleotides. RefSeq names its product WD repeat-containing protein CG11141. The record is from RefSeq and is a predicted model, not a curated record. The transcript has 10 exons. NCBI's taxonomy places the organism in Eukaryota, Metazoa, Arthropoda, Insecta, Lepidoptera, Papilionidae. Gene Ontology annotation, molecular function: protein binding. The coding region runs from base 185 to 2242 and encodes 685 amino acids.